Stegastes partitus (bicolor damselfish) is the source of this 8919-nucleotide messenger RNA. It is a transcript of the gene ralgapa2, whose product is annotated as Ral GTPase activating protein catalytic subunit alpha 2. Lineage: Eukaryota; Metazoa; Chordata; Actinopteri; Pomacentridae. Gene Ontology annotation, cellular component: nucleus; cytoplasm. The record is from RefSeq and is a predicted model, not a curated record. The transcript is spliced from 41 exons. The coding region runs from base 110 to 6292 and encodes 2060 amino acids. Gene Ontology annotation, biological process: regulation of small GTPase mediated signal transduction; positive regulation of GTPase activity. Gene Ontology annotation, molecular function: GTPase activator activity.
UACCGAGCAAGCAUAGAGCGGCGGUGAGGAAAGUGACAGUCACACUGGAGCCUUGGUGUAUGGUGAAACACAGGUGAUUUCGGCUUCCACGGUUGCAUUUUACAGCGGAAUGUUCACUCGAAGGGGGCAUGGAGACGUCAAGAAAUCUACACAGAAAGUUCUGGACCCAAAGAAGGAUGUGCUGACCCGGCUCAAGCACCUCCGGUCACUGUUAGAUAUCAUUGACAAGAGUGAACUGAAGGCAUUCUUUGAGAGCAACUGUUCUCAGAUUUAUUUUAUCUUCUAUGAAAAUUUCAUUACACUGGAAAGCAACUUAAAACAAAAAGGGAACAAAUCUCAGAGGGAGGAGCUGGACUCUAUCCUCUUUAUUUUUGAAAAAAUUCUACAGCAUCUGCCGGAGAAAAUCUACAACCGAUGGCAGUUUCACAGUAUAGGUUCUAUCCUGAAAAAGCUUCUACACACUGGAAAUUCCUUCAAGAUCCGCUGUGAGGGGAUCCGUCUCUUCCUGCUGUGGCUGCAGGCCCUUAGGGACAACUGUGCCGAGGAGCAGUUCCUUAUCUUUGCCUGUCUGGUGCCAGGAUUCCCUGCUGUGCCCUCCUCCAGAGGACCCUGCACCCUUGACACCAUCAUUUACAACCCCUUCUCCAACCCCCCCGAUGCCAAGGUGGUGCCUGAGGAGAUUACCCCACUGGUUCCAGCUGUAGUGGGAGAGAAAACUGCAGAUGACCCCACCUGUUACAUCCUCGAAACACUGCUCAAGUACAUGGUCAUCCAGGCAUCCAGUUUAGAAUGGAAGAAUAAAGAGAACCAGGACACAGGCUUCAGGUUUCUCUUCAGCCUGUUCAAGAAGUACUACCUUCCACAUCUAUUCCCCUCCUUCACCAAGCUAACAAACCUUUACAAGCCUUUAUUAGACCUCCCCCACCACCGACCAAAACCCUUGUAUGUGCCAGUGACGCGGAACAAUGAGAGCACCUUCUGCACUAGGGACCAGUACCUGGCACCCCGUGUGGCCUUCAUCACCUGGCUUGUCACCUUCUUCCUGGAGAAGAAGUAUGUCAGUAGUUCUGCUGCGGCGCAGAGCGCCAAGAACGGCACCGAGGUCAUUCCCAAACUCAUCCAGACUGUCACUGCAGGCAGUAGCAGCCAGGAGAAGGAGAAGGAUAAAGCUUCAGAUGGGGAUACAAACGGGCCAGUGGGGGAGCCUGAGAAGAGCCACUCCAACAGCAGCACGCUGUCAGAUCGACGGCCCAGCGACUCCAGUUUGUGUAGCAUUGAGGAGGAGCACCGUCAUGUCUAUGACAUGGUGCAUUCCAUUCUGAUGUCCACCAGGGACAACGUCAACUUUGUCAACGAGGUCUUCCACCAGGCUUUCCUGUUGCCAUCUUGUGAGGCUUCAGCAACCAGGAAGGUGAUCAAAGUAUACAGAAAAUGGAUCCUGCAGGACAAACCCAGCUUCAUGACAGAGCCCGACAAAACGGCCCAGGAAGAUGAAGCGGAUGACAACUCUGGGCAGAUACUCAGCACAGAGACAAACAGCAUACAUGCACAAACGUUGGAGAGUCAUGGUCACAGACGGUCGUCCAGCUGGGGGAGGACCUACUCGUUCAGCAGUGCCAUCAGUCGGGGCUUUCUCACUGAGGAGCAGAACAGGGACGUCAAGGCUGGCAUCCAGCCCACACUACAGGUGUUCCUGACAAACUCAUCCAAUGUGUUCCUGUUGGAGCCAUGCCAGGAUGUACCUAAACUCCUGGAUAAUCAGGUUGAAGUGUGCAAGGGUGUUCUCAGCAUAUACCGGCACAUGAUCAUGGAGCACACCAUGAACACACAGACGUGGGAGCAGAUGCUGCAGGUACUACUGAGAAUCACAGAGGCAGUGAUGAAGAGGCCACAGGAAAACCAAAGAAAAGACAACUUUGCUGACAGUUUAGCAUCUCUACUAUUUAGGACCAUCAUUGUGGCAUGGGUGCGAGCCAACCUGUGCGUAUUUAUCUCCCGGGAGCUAUGGGACGAGCUGCUGGCAGUGCUGUCCUCUCUUACCUGCUGGGAGGAGCUGGUGACAGAGUGGGCCAGCAUCAUGGACUCGCUGACGGCUGUGCUGGCACGCUCUGUUUAUGGCCUGGACAUGGCCAACCUGCCUCUGGACAAGCUCAGUGAACAGAAGGAGAAGAAGCAGAGAGGACGUGGAGUGAUCCAGGACUCCCAGAAGGCUGCAGCCGUCGCACGCUCAUUCUCACUGAGUUGGAGGAACCAAGGAGAACAAGGCGGGCCAGGAGUCCAGGAGCCCAUGAGGAUUCGCUCAGCCACUACUUCAGGAGCACCCGGUGUUGAAAAGGCUCGUAACAACGUUCGGCAGAAGGCAUCUGCUAAGCGAAGCCAGUCCAUCAGCAACUGUGUUCAUCUAUACGAGGCUUUGCCCACUACUAAAAGUGUUCCUAUGCUGCUCCAUACUGUGAGCUCUUUCUUGCCUGGUAUCUCUUCUGGUAAUUCUACUUGCUCUCACAGACUCUCAGAUGUGGAGGAGUGCCAGCUGUCAGAAUGUGGGGGGGAAGAGGAGCUGGGAGGCAGGGAGAGCCCCCUGCCACGUAGCAGCAGCACCUCGGACAUCACCCAGCAGCUGUCUGACACUUUACCAGCCCAGAAGAGAGAGUACUCCCCUACUUCCUGUGGUUCUGACAGCAGGAUGUCUGAGGGCAGGAGAGAGAGCAAUGAGCCACCAGUGAUCCUCAUCCGACGGAGCAGCAGUCCACCUGAGACAGAGUGCAAUGCUGAGGGACACGCAAACUACACAAGGCCCAAGCUCAGAGAGAAAAGUGAGAGUGUGAGUAGUGAGACGUCCAACGGCUACCUCAAUGAAGCUGAAGUAACCUGGCAGGCAUUUGAUGAGGAGGCUGACACGCAGUCCACACAGUCGGCCCACAUGGACGUGACAGCUGAUCCCCAGAGCCAGGGGAGUCUGCUGCUCAGCCACAAUGAGGCUCUCGCAGGUCCCGAGUGUGCCUUCCCUCCCCACUCUGCACCCUCCUACCACCACCACCACCACCAAAACCACUACCACUACCCCCAGAACCCCCCCGCUUCACCAGCCCUGCUGGUGCACACAGAGUGCCCGCGGGACUGCCCCCUGGACGACACCAUGCAUCAGUCUGUCUUACACAUGCCACACCACUUGGACAGUAGUGAGUGUCUGGCUGAUGAUGUCAGCAUCAUUGCCGGUGGGACUCUGACUGGUUGGCAUGCUGAUUCUGCUUUUGUCCUGUGGAGGAGAAUUUUGGGUAUCCUGGGAGAUGUCAACAGCAUCCGCUGCCCCAGAAUCCAUGCCAAGGUCUUCUCCUACCUCUAUGAGCUCUGGCACAAGCUGGCCAAGAUCCGGGACAACCUAGGGAUCAGUGUGGACAACCAGUCCUCUCCUCCCCAGCCUGCUUUCAUCCCUCCUCUUCGAAUGCUUGCGUCCUGGCUCUUCAGGGCCACCAUGUUGCCGGCAGAGUACAAGGCUGGCAAGCUGCAGGCCUACAAGCUGAUCUGUGAGAUGAUGACCAGACACCAGGAUGUGCUCCCUAACAGCGAUUUCUUGGUGCACCUCUACCACAUCAUGCACAAGGGCUUCACCAGCGAUGAUCAGGAUGUUUUGAACACCAUCAUCCGCUCCUGCUCGCCUCGAUUCUUCUUCCUUGGCCUGCCGGGCUUCACUAUGCUAGUUGGAGAUUUCAUCACUGCUGCUGCCUGCGUCCUCACCUCUGACUCCUUAGAGGCUCCAAGGAUGGAGGCUCAGACAAUCCUGGGCUCCCUUGUGUGUUUCCCCAACCUUUACCUUCAGAUUCCUGUACUGCAGCAUACGCGUGGCUCUGAUGAAAUCAAUGUAGACAAAGAGGAUAUCAAGAAUUAUCUGGUCAACAUCCUGCUGGAGACGGCAACGAAGGAACACUGUGAAGGGGCAAGGUGCAUCGCUGUGUGCAGUCUGGGUCUGUGGGUGUGUGAGGAGCUAAUGCAAAAGAACAUCCACCACCAAGUUAAAGAUGCCAUCAAUGUUCUGGGAGUAACACUAAAGUUCGGGAACAAAGCAGUGGCUCAAGUGGCCUGUGACGUGUUUCAGCUGCUCAUCUCUCACUGGGAACAUCUCCAGAGGUUGGAGUCCGCUCUCCCGAAGAAAAUUAUCGAGAUCUUUGUGGCCACAAUAGCCUUUUUGUUGCCAAGCGCAGAGCACUCAACAGUGGAAGCAGACAAAAAGUUGAUGGUGUCGCUGCUGCUCUGCCUGUUGGACUGGUGCAUGGCCGUACCUCUGAGCCUGCUGCUGGAACCCAUCACCAUGCCCUCACUGGAUGACCACACAGCCCACAAGGCCCCACUGCUGGACUACAUUUACAGGGUGCUGCACUGCUGUGUGUCCGGUUCCACCCUGCACACCCAGCAGAGCCACUAUCUCCUGAGUCUGUCAGAUUUGUCCAGUGACUACGACCUCAUGUUGGGUCAGGUUAAGAGCUUCGAGCCACCACCCUCCCAGACCACCACCACAGAGUUUGGCAACUUACUCACUGUAGCUGAGGAAAAGCGUCGCCGAAACAUGGAGCUGAUACCUCUGACAGCACGGAUGGUCAUGACACACCUGGUGAACCAUCUAGGUCAUCAUCCUCUGAGCGGGGGCCCUGCUCUUCUCCACAGCCUAGUGAGCGAGAAUCACGACAACCCGUACGUGGAGUCGUCCGAGCUGUCCUCGGAGGUCUUUAAAAGCCCCAACCUGCAGCUGUUUGUCUUCAACGACAGCACACUGGUGUCCUACCUACAGAUCCCCGCUGAGACACCCACUGUUGGACAGCCCCCCCAACCCUCCUCCCAAGUGCGUGUCAUUGUCCGGGACAUCUCGGGCAAGUACUCGUGGGAUGGUGCAAUCCUUUACUGCACCACACAAGAAGACUCUGUCGAUUUGGGAGUUUUUAGUGCAGUCGACCAUCCUUCUUCUAUGACCACUACAGUCCCUCACAGCAGAAACCAGCCCGCUUCUCCGAUAAAGGGACCACACAAAGAUCACUGCUCAGUCUCAGACUCCCUCUCUAACUGUUGUGAGGAGGAUGAGAUCGAUGUUCUGGAUACUCUUUUGGAGGACCUUGGCCACAGUAGCCCAGAAUGCCUGCCCCAGCCACGUCUCAAGCUCAACCAGCCAGCCCCAUCACCCCAUGGCAUGAACUUGGAGCAAGAGAGCGCCAUCCUGGAAGCCAUUCUCCGUCAGACCCAGCAGGAGGAGGAGCAAGUGAGGAGGUGGGAUGCUGAUGUCAGCUUUCGGGCUGCCUGCCAGAGGGAACCCUCCCACCAGGAACCAAAAGCUCCUUUUUACUUCUGCCGGCUGCUGCUCAAUGAUCUUGGCAUGAACUCUUGGGAUCGCAGGAAAAGCUUCCAUUUGCUGAAGAAAAACUCUAAACUCUUAAGGGAACUGAAGAACUUGGAUUCAAGGCAGUGUCGAGAGACACACAAGAUUGCUGUGUUCUACAUUGGAGAAGGCCAGGAAGAUAAGUGCUCCAUCUUGUCUAACAGCGCCGGCAGCCAGGCCUUUGAAGACUUUGUAUCUGGACUGGGAUGGGAGGUGGACCUCGCCACACACUGUGGCUUCAUGGGGGGCCUCCAGAGGAAUGGCAGCACAGGUCUAACAGCUCCUUACUAUGCUACCUCCACCGUGGAAGCCAUCUUCCACGUCUCCACGCGUAUGCCAUCUAAUUCCGAUGACUGCCUCACCAAAAAGCUGCGUCACCUGGGAAAUGACGAGGUGCACAUAGUGUGGUCCGAGCACACCAGAGACUACCGACGUGGCAUCAUCCCAACCGACUUUGGAGACGUGUUAAUAAUCAUCUACCCAAUGAAGAACCACAUGUACUUCAUCCAGAUCAUGAAGAAACCACAGGUUCCUUUCUUUGGGCCUCUGUUUAAUGGCGCCAUCGUCACAGGGACACUGCUGCCAAGCUUAGUACGGGCCACCUGUAUCAACGCCAGCAGAGCUGUCAAGUCCCGGCUGACUCUCUACCAGAGCUUCUACGAGGAGCGAGCACUCUACUUGGAGGCCAUUGUUCAGAACCACAGAGAGGUCAUGACCUUUGAAGACUUUGCCUCACAGGUCUUCUCCCCCUCUCCUGGCUAUCCGAUAAGCGGGACAGGGUCCUUCACCGGCAGCACGAGCACCGAAGCCGGGAACACGACGACGGACUCGGCCGACCAGGUGUCUCCCACGAUGCCCCGUGCCACAAAGAACAGAGUUUCCGGAAAACUCCGCCGAUCAGCCAGCGCUAUAAGCAAAUCCUCCAACUGAGCUCUUCAAACCCGUCCCCCUUUUCCCAGAGUGCAGCCUUUAAUCUCUUCUCGAAGAACCUCACACACUCAGCCGUGACUGCAAGAGUUGUUUUUUUUUUGUUGGCGUGUUUUUGUUUUCCUUCUGUGUUUUAUUUCUCGUCAUAAAAAAACAUGUAACUGGAGCAUAUUGCAAUUUUUAAUUUAUGUGGCAAUCGUUGAUUUUUGUUCGAUACAUUUCAGUUUCUUGUGGUGUUUAAUCGAGAUGGACUUGAGACUAAGCUAUUUAUGUUCAUCCUGGUGGUUUCAGCGUAAGAACGAGCAGCAUAGGAAGACUGGACCGAGAAGUCUUAAAAGCAACCUGUGAUGUAAAUGUCAUUUUUAUUCUCCUUUUUCUAGUGCACUGUGGACGCGCUAGAAAAAACACUUGGAGUUCUUACUAUAGUAAGGGUAUGGGAGGCUGCUUUACCCUGUUUCUGCAUCUCAUCUAUCUCCACCUGCAUUAUAACUAAGCACUGAAUGACGCAGCUGUAAAAGACAUCAUGCUCAAACUGCACAAGAGAUUGGUUCCCGUUUAUAAAUGUGUCUGCCUUUUGUACCUCUUCUUUUUGCGUCGACCACGGCCUUUCUGUGUCAAAGAUAGCACUUGAGUUAGCGACAGAAUGAUGCUGAAGAUCCUGGACAGUAGCACCAGUUUGGACUGAUUUUCCCACAGUGGAAAGGAGAGAAAACUCUUGAUACAUAGGGAAUGCCUGUCCUCGAGGAUCCAUACUCGCUGCACAGACUCCAGAGUCCAUGUAGCAGUCGGAGGCUUUUUAAUUGUUUUGAACCCAGAGUGGACAAUCAAUGACGUCUUUCUAACUUAAGCUGAAACUAAAUUUGUUUCCUUUUUUUUUUUCUUCACCGCUCUCAUUUUCCUUUUUAAAUGAAUUCCAAUGGAUUGUGUCAUGAUUUGAUUUAUGCAACUCUGCUGGAAUGAGAAAAGACUGCGUUUGUAAUUGUUUUCUGAUGUCGUUAACAUAGGCUCAUGUCCGGUAAUUGAAUAAGUUCCUCCUGUCUCUUUCCUCUGCUAUCAGUUUCCCUGUCCUGCGAAGCGAAGACAUCGACAUUCCAACGUUCCCAACCGACCAUUGUUUUUUUUUUUGUUUGUUUUUUUGCACUCGCUCUCAUCAGUUAGCAUUGAAUGUGUCUCUUGGUUCUCAGAUGUAAAUCGCUUUAAAUUUUAUUUGUUGAUGUCUGUUUGCUAGAUGUAUAUAGAGAGGACUAUUUGAUGAAUUAUUAUUUUUUGCUGUUGUGUUGUACUUAUGUGUUCAUGUGCUGUUUAGAGGAAAAAUGCCGCCAGAGCCUCAGGUGAAUCUUAACUCCAUGCACUGGUGUGUGUGUGUUUGCGUGUGUGUUUGUGUGCAUGUGUGUGAGUUUGUGGGGGAGCUUCUCCUAGUGCCUGUCUGUCCUCUUAGAUGAUGUCCCGCAUCACCUCCGCACCCCAUAAUCACAUUUACCUCCGCCGUGCGAGACAAACCGCGGCUGCCCUGCAUCUCAUCUCCUCGUUAGCCGUCUUAAACAAAGCGUUUCUUCCUCCCCUUUGCGCCUCUAAAGGUCAGUGUCUCGUGCUUCCCACAAAAAAAACAACAACAGAUGGAUUUGGAAUUACGGGGUUCUCUGUUUAGUCUUCACUUAUUGGCGGUGCCCCGUCUUUAUCUGUGAAUGGAAUCGAGUGGCACCAACUCCUCCUCCUCUUUUCCCAUGAUCCCCCUCUCCCACCGUUGCCGCCUCCUGAGGCUGCAGGAGGGGAGGCUGGGUUUUAGGUGGCAUGCCAGAGCUGAACUCUCUACAGCCCUCCUAGCAACAGCCAGGCCCUCACUCCUGCAACCUGCCCGCUCGGGUUGUCAUGGUAGCCAGGUGUCGUCCUCCCUCCCUCCCUACCACCACCCACCCCUCCACACACACACUAUAGACUCACACCCUCUGAGGGCUCCACCCAAGCUGCAACACUAUCCCCAUCUGUUGCACUACUAUGCCUUACUUUCCCCCAUGCUCCUCUGUCAUUCUUUCUCACAUCUCACCUCCUUUUUUGUUUGUUCAUUCCCCGAGCAGAAUAUGGGGAGUCCAAACAGCAGGAGGAUUGACAGAUCUGUUUCUGUGCUUUUUUUUUUGUUUGUUUUUUUGAAGAAUGUAUAGAUUUAUAGGCCUGGAUCACAUCUAUGGUUUUUAUUUCCCCCCCCCCCAAAGCCACUUGAAGGAACCACCCAGGAUGUCGAUCUUAAAGAUUGUAGGUUAUAGAAAAUGUCUGUCCAAGGGGUUUGUGCUCCCUUUUUUUUGGUGGCUUAGGAGGCGUUAGUUCGGACCAAGACUUGUAUGUCUUAUACGCGUGAAGAAAACGAGCUAGUCUUAGUCUGUUAUUUCUUUCUUCUGGUUUUAGAAAUCCUUGUACAUUGUGUCAAAUUUGAGGGCGCCGUUGCCCUCCGACUCUAAAUAUAUUAAUGCCUGUAAUAUAAUCUUUGUAUAAGAGAAAGAGGAAAAAAAAAAAAAGCUUGAAAAUUUCAUCAUUACUUGUCAACAUAUCAAAACUGUUUUUAAUGACCGAAGUCCUGCUAUCUUUAUUAGAAAUGUGAAAAUUGAAACAUUUCAUUAAAUCAAUUUGAAAUUCUA